Messenger RNA from Dalotia coriaria, 4904 nucleotides. Its product is annotated as dual oxidase 2-like. Gene Ontology annotation, biological process: response to oxidative stress. Lineage: Eukaryota; Metazoa; Arthropoda; Insecta; Coleoptera; Staphylinidae. Bases 2 to 4687 code for a protein of 1561 amino acids. The transcript is spliced from 12 exons. Gene Ontology annotation, molecular function: calcium ion binding; peroxidase activity; heme binding. The record is from RefSeq and is a predicted model, not a curated record.
AAUGUUGCGCCGCACCCACUGGGUGUUUGUCCUUUACGGGACCAUUUUUGUGCUUAUAACACCUAAUUUAUGUCAGAAUGACACAAAACCACCUCACUCUGAUUAUGGGGCUCGACAGGCAAGUCGAAAAAGAUUUGGUGAAUGGUUACUGGGUAAACAUUUUCUUCGCAAAGUGGAAUAUCCGGGAUAUGACGGAUGGUACAACAAUCUCGCUCGUCCAGACUCCGGAGCUAUUGACAGGCCUCUUCUAAGAAGAAGUCCAGCUGCAUAUGCCGAUGGAACCUACGCCCCUGCAGGUGGCAAUCGUCCAAAUCCUUUCGACCUCAGUGACCAGUUACUAAAUGGCACUAUAGGCUCCAGAUCAAACACAGGUAAAACUGCGUUCCUAGUGUUCUUUGGUCAACAGAUUGUCGAAGAGAUACUCGAUGCACAACGCCCAGCAUGCCCACCUGAAUAUUUCAACAUACCAAUACCGAAGGAGCACCCUUAUAGGAAACAGCAUUCACAUACAGAAAUGCCACUACUGCGAACUAGAUUUGAUCACCGUACUGGGCAUUCCCCAAAUAAUCCAAGGCAACAGUUGAAUGAAAUCACUCCAUACUUGGAUGGCGGGUUGAUAUAUGGUAUCACAAAACAGUGGGCUGAUCAAUUGAGGACCUAUGCUAAUGGAACAAUAGAUCCCAAUGGUAAAUUAGCGACAACACCUGGCGGGCUCUUUCCGGAGUAUAAUACCCAUCGCCUUCCCAUGGCCAACCCGCCUCCUCCAUUCCACCAUGCUAAGUUUAUCAAGAAUCACGAAAUCUUACCAGUUACAAGAUUUUUCAAAUUAGGAAACCCACGCGGCAAUGAAAAUACAUUCCUGCUAACUUUUGGCGUACUAUGGUUUCGUUGGCAUAACUUCCUUGCUGAACAAAUCAAGCUCAGACAACCACACUUAUCCAGCGAAGCAGUUUUCAACGAAGCACGUAAAUGGGUCAUAGCCACACAACAGCACAUCGUCAUCGACGAAUGGCUGCCUGCGUGGCUAAGUAAACCUCUUGAAAAAUACAAAACCUAUGAUGCUAGUAUUGAUCCCCAGAUAGAUCAGUACUUUCAAACCGCUGCAUUCCGUUUUGGGCACACCCUAGUCACGCCCGGUGUGUAUGUACGCGACUACAAUCGGAAUGAAUGCGGAUUUAAUGCAAUAAGAAUUCUGGGUACAAAGGCAGUGCGCACAUGCAAUGCCUUCUGGAGACCACAAACCGCCUUAACUUCUAAGGUGAAUAGUACAACUGGAGAGAUUGUCGACAUUGACCGUCUCCUGAUGGGUAUGGCUAGCCAACUGUGCGAAAAAGAAGACCACGAAAUAGUCGAGGACCUGCGUGGGAAUGUUUUUGGUCCUCUGGAGUUUCCCCGUAGGGAUUUAAUGGCAAUUAAUGUACAACGAGGUCGUGAUCAUGGUUUACCAGAUUUCAACACGGCACGUCGCGCUUAUGGUCUAAAACCCUACACAUCGUUUGACGAUUUUAAAACAAUAACACCUGAAGUAAAAGAAAGACUGAGGUUACUUUACCGCAAUAAUAUUGAUAACGUCGAUACCUGGAUUGGAGGGAUCUUGGAAACCACAUCCACUGGCCCAGGGGAAUUGUUUGAAACAAUUAUAUUGGACCAAUUUCGACGGAUUAGAAACGCCGACCGUUUCUGGUACGAGAAUCUGGAAAACAGACUUUUUACAGCAGCAGAAGUAAAACGCAUCAAACAAAUUUCUGUGUACGAUAUUGUAAUGCUGGUAACCAAAAUGGACGCACUUGACAUUCAAGAAAAUGUCUUUCGAGUCCCUUCAGAUGAUUCUAAAAUCGGGGAAAAGUGCAAAAAAGUGUUUGUAAAAUCAAGCAGCUCAGGCUGCCAGAAUUGCUCCCACCUUCCUAUUUUGAAUGCUGCGCAACUUAACGAGCCAUGUGUUCAAGGGACUACUUUUGAUUACUUUUCCGGAAGUGAAACUUCCUUUAUUUUAACCUUCACCGGUGUGGCCACGUUUAUUGUCUCUGCCCUUACCCUAGCUUAUGUUUUAAUGCAAUGGCGGGUGCGUACCGUUAGAAUGGCUAGUCCCACUCCUACCAAUGGACAAAUCUACGACGCAAAAGAAAUUACCGGUCCACGUUCACCCUCACGAAUUGUUUUCGUCACAUUCGACGAGAGUAAAAAACAAAUCCUGGUAAUGGACCCCAAAGAAACUCUACUACGUGCAGUUGAUUGCAGCAAUGGAAUCACUUAUAUGUGCACCAUUGAUAAACCAGCGUUAGUGAUCAAAGUUCUCCAUGGAUACGACCUUGUAUUAAUGUUUAAGUACGCUCCUCUGCGUGCAAACUUCGUACAAAGCUUAACUUUAUUCGCGGCAAAAAUUCAAAGUGCUGUCCAUGAACACGAAGCAAAGCUGUUGUAUAAAAUAGCUGCUAAAAAGGUCAUCACGAAGCAGCAGCGACAAGCAGAGGUAGAACGGUUUUUCCGAGUUGUUUUUGGGCAAGCAUUUGUUAAGUCCUAUGAGAGUCAAGAGAAAAAUAUGGUGGAUGAUACAUCACUCAGUCUGGUGGAAACUGAGCUCACCAGAUAUGAAUUCGCCGAGGCACUAAGCAUGGAUCCAAAGAGUGCCAUAGCCAUGAGCAUGUUCGAUCUGGUCGAUAAGGAUAAAAACAAUUUUGUUUCUUUCCGGGAAUUUAUUGAUUUUAUUGCUACUUUUGCUGAGGGUACUGCUAAAGACAAAGCAAAAUUAUUAUUUAAAAUGUAUAACAUCAACGAUGAGGGAAAACUACCAAUUGAGACCUUCAAACAAUUAACAGGAUCAUUUUUAGGUCGGUCUUUAUCGGAAGUAAACGAAGUUACACUUAAUAACUCUAUCGAUGAACUGUUACGCAGUAAAAACCUCCAUGGGAAAACAGCGCUGACAUUUGACGACUUUCUAUCUAUCAUUAACGAAGAUUACGAUACUUUGAACAAUGUUAAAGUAAAUUUGACCAUUGGCAAAAAGAAAUACAAUACUGCCCAACAAAUGGUGGAUGAAGUAUAUGCAGAUGUAAGGCGAUUUGGGGCAAAACGUCAAGAAGAAACAAAGUUACUCAACGAUGCGGUGAUCAAUGAAGAAACUAUGUCAUCUCGAUGGAAUUUUCUUCGAUACGUGGAACGCAAGUCAAAAGAAAUAUUUUGGGUGACUUUGUAUACUUUGGUCAUGAUUGCCAUUUUUGCAGAAAGGGCAUAUUAUUAUUCGGUUGAGAGAGAAGUAGGCGGUUUGAGACAAAUUGCUGGCUAUGGAGUCUCAAUAACACGUGGUGCGGCAUCCGCCAUGAUGUUUACGUAUGCAUCACUGCUAGUGACAAUGUGCCGUAAUAUCAUUACCAUCUUGAGAGACACCUCAGCAAGUACAUACUUUCCCUUUGACUUCUGCGUGGAUUUCCACAAAUAUAUUGCGUUCUGGGCACUUGGAUUCACUCUCCUGCAUAUUAUUGGUCAUUCGUUGAACUUCUACCACAUCUCAACGCAAACCGCCGAUGAUCUAACAUGUUUGUUCCGAAACUUUUUCCAUGCGACGCACGAGUUUCCAAAGUUUCAUUACUGGUGCUGGGGAACAAUUACAGGCGUAACUGGGAUAUUACUGACGUUGAUCUUGGCUAUCAUGAUGAUUUUUGCUCAAACAUGGUUGCGUCGUCGACUGUAUAACUAUUUCUGGUACACGCACUCAUUGUAUCCGAUAUAUUACAUUUUGAUGGUCUUGCAUGGCACUGGACAACUUGUACAACCACCAAUUUUCUACUAUUUCUUUCUGGGGCCUGUGAUUCUAUUUUCCAUUGAUCAAUGCAUCAGUAUCAGCCGGAAGAAGACUGAAAUCAUUGUCGAAGAUGUUAAAAUAUUACCUUCUAACGUAACGAUGCUAAAAAUUGCAAAGCCACAUGGAUUUACCUACAAAGCAGGUCAAUGGAUACGCGUCGCAUGUCUAGGAAUCAAUGCACAUGAAUACCAUCCAUUUACACUAUCAUCCAGCCCCAAUCAAAACUAUAUUUCUAUCCAUGUACGCGCGGUAGGUCCUUGGACAAAUGCGCUACGUCAGAUAUACUCCGAUGCGCAACUAUACGACAGACCAUUUUCAAAAUUAUACAUCGAUGGACCAUUUGGCGAGGGUCAUCAAGAUUGGAACAAAUACGACGUGUCUGUUCUAAUCGCAUCAGGCAUCGGUGUUACUCCCUUUGCAAGUAUUCUCAAAGAUAUCGUCUAUAAGUCUAAUUCAGAACAGUUUAUCGGCAAGAAAGUCUACUUUCUAUGGGUAUCCCGUUCGCAGAAACAAUUUGAAUGGUUAGUAGACCUCCUCCGAGAAAUAGAAGAACAAGACAAGCACGACGUGAUCAAUCCGCACAUUUACAUCACCGAAUUCUAUGAAAAAUACGACUUACGUACUACUCUCCUGUAUAUCUUCGAGAAACACUAUCAGAAACUGAAUAACAAGUCGAUGUUUACCAAUUUACAAGCUGUCACACAUUUUGGACGUCCGAAUGUACCACAAUUUUUAAACACUGUUCUCACUCUUCAUUCACAAGUCGAGAAAGUCGGUGUAUUCAGUUGUGGCAAUCCAAAGAUCAACUUGGAGGUCGCCGCCAGUUGUAACAAGAUAAACAAAGCCAGCACCGCCGGCAUUUUGGAGCAUUUCUCCGAAACUUUUUAAUCAUUUUCAAACUCGUCUCAAACUUGUAAUCCUAGGUGAUGUAAAAUAAUAUCAUUAACCCUGAUACAAACAACAGAAUAUUAGCAUAGGUCUUGCUUGAUUCACCACAUAUAUCUAUUAAAGCCUCCUGCAAAACAAAAACAAAAAACAAAAUAAAUAUUUUUAUAUCUUUUUCACUAAUAAUAAUAAAUUGACUUACGUCAGGAUGAGAAUUAAA